Messenger RNA from Oncorhynchus masou masou (cherry salmon), 5428 nucleotides. RefSeq names its product autophagy protein 5-like. Lineage: Eukaryota; Metazoa; Chordata; Actinopteri; Salmoniformes; Salmonidae. Gene Ontology annotation, cellular component: cytoplasm; Atg12-Atg5-Atg16 complex; phagophore assembly site membrane. The transcript has 8 exons. Gene Ontology annotation, molecular function: Atg8-family ligase activity. Gene Ontology annotation, biological process: cellular response to nitrogen starvation; autophagosome assembly; autophagy of mitochondrion. Bases 159 to 986 code for a protein of 275 amino acids. The record is from RefSeq and is a predicted model, not a curated record.
CCUCGUCGGGGAAGGGGGAUUUCCUUGCUUUUUUUCCUUGAUAGACGAAUGACAACACCACCACGGCCCUCUUCCUUAAUCGCAGUUGGUUACAAACGCUCUAGAAAAUUUGUAGCUCGAGAAUACUUCCUUUAUGUGCCACUGGGAGCGACGGGAGGAUGGCAGAUGACAAGGACGUGCUGCGGGAUGUUUGGUUUGGUCGGAUUCCGACCUGCUUCACACUUUACCAGGAUGAGAUUACAGAGAGAGAGGCCGAACCUUUCUAUCUCCUCCUGCCAAGGAUGAGCUACUUGACUCUGGUCACAGACAAGGUGAAAAAGCACUUCCUGAAGGUCAUGAAGGCCGAGGACAUAGAGGAGAUGUGGUUUGAUUUCGAGGGAACCUCACUCAAAUGGCACUAUCCAAUCGGAUUACUGUUUGACCUGCAUGCCUCCAACACUGCCCUGCCCUGGAGCAUCACUGUGCACUUUAAGAAUUUCCCAGAGCGUGACCUGCUCCACUGCCCCUCCAACUCUGUGAUUGAGGCCCACUUCAUGUCCAGCAUCAAGGAGGCGGAUGCCCUCAAACACAAGAGCCAGGUCAUCAACGACAUGCAGAAGAAAGACCACAAACAGCUGUGGAUGGGCCUGCAGAACGAUAAGUUUGACCAGUUCUGGGCCAUGAACCGUAAGCUGAUGGAAUACCCCACAGAGGAAGGAGGCUUUCGCUACAUCCCCUUCAGGAUAUACCUGACGAUGAGUGACAGACCGUUCAUCCAGAAGUUGUUUCGCCCCAUCUCGCCCGACGGCCACACACACACGCUUGGGGACCUGCUGAAGGAGGUGUACCCCGUGGCUAUACCCAACGAUGACGAGUCCAAGCGUUACCAGGUGGUGAUCCAUGGGAUUGAGCCCCUGCUGGAGACCCCGUUGCAGUGGCUGAGCGAGCACCUCAGUCACCCUGAUAACUUCCUCCACAUCAGCGUCAUACCCGCGCCUAGCGACUGACACCUCUGGCAAAGUUUGGUAACACCCGGCAACUGGGAAAGUUGCAAACUCCGAAUGGACUCUUCAGAGAGCAGGAAAACCCACGUGACUGGAGGCGAGGAGUGACGCAAUCGCAGUGUGACGUCAUCUCAUUCAACUUGUCCCAAAAAGGAGCCCACCAGGAGAAAAUGUACCAUUUUCUGUUUUCCAUCUCUUUUCCUCUCCUCCUUCGCACUCCGUCUCAUUUGGACCUUUACCUGUUUGGGGGAAGUUGUUCCGCCCAAAAUGUGGAAGGCCAAACUGAAAGAGUGCUCAUCUGUUUAAAAAGAGAGGCAGGGAGAUUCCGCUUACCACCACCUCUCUCCUCUUCCUCCUCCUAGGGAAAGAGACAGGGCCCAGACAUGCCUAGUGGGACCCUCUACAAACAGAAUUUGCCUUAGUUUUCCCGAGUCACAUCAUGAGCUACACUGCUGGACGUUCAUAAAGUCACACUGAGUUUACACACUUGUACUGUAUGCCACUGAGGAGUGAAAGGGGAUUUUUAAAGAUGCUUCACUUCCUCAUUCUUUGUCUCUCGCUCUCUGUCUGUCUAUAUAUUCUCCAUCUUCCUCUCUCACUGUAUUUCCUGCUUCUUUCUUCUCUCUCUUCCUCCCUCCCCCUCUUUCUCUCUCGUGUCAUUUACUGGCGACGCUCUCUCAUCUCCAUAGCUAAUUAUCUUAUUGGAAUUCCUCCUGCUACUAAUGAGACCGCUAAACUUCUGUCUCCAUGCCAAGCCUUGGGGUUGUGUGAGUGUGUGUUGUAAUUGGAGACAUAAUUUAAAGUCUCCUAGAGGGGACAUGGAGGGGGUGAGGAAGGUGUGAAGAGUCCGAAUGGAAUCCUGUCUGUCUUCUCUCUUGCGUGUCUCGUGUCAAAGGGAGAUGGGGCCAGACAUGUAAUUUGGAGUGUGUUGUUAGUCGAAGGGGAGGGAAACUUGUGAUGUCACACCUGUCUAAGCACGUCAGGCUUCCUCAUUCGCCGCCUAGGAGGAUGGGAUAGGGGAGUUUACAGCUCUGAGUCAGGGCUGGGCUCCACGUGGGGUACUGUCUGAGGGGUAGGCAUGUGCAUAUGUGUGUGUAUGUACAUGUGUGUAUGGGUACUUUUUGCACAUUUUGUUGUUACAAAGUGGGAUUCAGAUGGAUUUCAUUAUCAUUGUUGGUCAAUGAUCUACACAAAACACUCUUAUGUGGAAGAAAAAUUGUAACAUUAACAAAAUACAAAAAAAUGUAACACUACGUAUUCUUACCCCUGAGACUACAUGUUAGAAAAACCUUUGGCAGUGAUUACAGCUGUGUCUUUUUGGCUAAGUCUAUAAGAGCUUUGCACACCUGGAUUAUACAAUAUUUGGCCAUUAAAAAGUCUUCAAGCUCUGUCAAGUUGGUUGUUGAUCAUUGCUAGAAAGCCAUUUUUAUGUAUUGCCAUAUAUUUUCAAGUAGAUUUAAGUCAAAACUGUAACUAGGCCACUCAGGAACAUUCACUGUCUUCUUGGUAAGCAACUCCGGUGUAGAUUUGGCCUUAUGUUGUAGGUUAUUGUCCUACUGAAAGGUGAAUUUGUCUCCCAGUGUCUGUUGGAAAGAACACUGAAUCAAGAUUUGCCUGUGCUUACAGCUUAGCUGUAUUCCGUUUCUUUUUAUCCUAAACUCCCUAGUCCUUGCCAAUGACAAGCAAACCCAUAAAAUGAUGCAGUCACAACCAUGCUUGAAAAUAUGGAGAUUGGUACUCAGUAAUGUGUUGUAUUAGAUUUGCCCCGAACAUAACACUUUUUGUAUUCAGGAAAAAAGUUUCUUUGCCACAUGUUUUGCAGUAUUACUUUAGUGCCUUGUUGUAAACAGGAUGCAUGUUUUGGAAAAUAUGAAUUCUGUACAGGCUUCCUUCUUUUCACUUUGUCAUUUAGGUUAGUAUUGUGGAGUAACUACAAUGUUGUUUAGGUUAGUAUUGUGGAGUAACUACAAUGUUGUUGAUCCAUCCUCAGUUUUCCAUUAAACUCUGUAACUGUUUUUAAAUCACCAUUGGCCUCAUGGGGAAAUCCCUGAGCAGUUUCCUUCCUCUCCGGCAACUGACUUGGGAAGGAUGCUUGUAUCUUUGUAGUGACUGGGUGUAUUGAUAUACCAUCCAAAGCCUAAUUAAUCACUUCACCAUUCUCAAAGGGAUAUUCUGUGUCUACCAAUCGGUGCCCUUCUUUGCGAGGCAUUGAAAAACCUCCCGGGUCUUUGUAGUUGAAUCUGUGCUUAAAAUGUCCUAAUCGAUUGAGGGAACUUACAGAUAAAUGUGGGGUAAAUAGAUAGGAGUAGUCAUUCAAAAAUCAUGUUAACCACUAUUAUUGAACACAGAAUGAGUCCAUUCAAUUUAUGUGAUUUGUUAAGCACAUUUUAACUUAUGAACUUAUUUAGGCUUGCCAUGACAAAGGGGUUGAAUAUUUAUGGACUCAAAACAUUUCAGCUUUUCAUUUUUUACAUUUUCUAUUCCACUUUAACAUUAUGGGUUAUUGUGACACAACAUCUCAAUUUAAUAACAAAAUGUGGAAAAAGUAAAGGGAUGUGAAUACUUUCUGAAGGCUGUGUGUGUGUGUGUGUGUGUGGACACAUACUUUUGACUCAGUCACAAAGACACAAGCCAAUUAUGAAAAGCGGAGCUAGACUCUCAUCUUGCUGACACUUGUCUUGUUGGGAUUUCCCAGUUAACCUAUUGGAUUGAGUUGCUCAAUACUGACAGCUCUGGCUGUAUCUCUAUUGCAGAGCCUUUAAAUAUCUUUGUUGCAGAGCCUGCAAUAUCUCUAUUGCAUGUGUGUACUGCCAUUCCUCAGAUCUCCAAGCCCUUGGUAGCAUGUAUCGCAACUCACCCAAAGUGAUCCUCAGCAACCAUUUAUUAUUCAUUACAAUGGGGAAGUACAGGUAACUGCCACAAUAAAGGAAACACCAACAUAAAGUGUCUUAAUAGGGUGUUGGGCCACCAGAACAGCUUCAGUGCACUUUGGCAUAGAUUCUACAAGUGUCUGAAACUUUAUUGAAGGAAUGCAACACCAUUCUUAUAUGUGAAAUUCCAUAACUAGGUGUUUUGUUGAUGGUGGUAGAAAAUGCUGUCUCAGGUGCAGUUACAGAACUCCCAUAAGUGUUCUUUAAACCCCCUAUGCUUCUUUGAGACCGCUCUGUCUGUGAGAUUUGGUUAAUUUAGCAGACGCUCUUUUUCAGUUCUCUUCUAGCCAUGGUAGCCAAAAUAAUGGGCAACUGUGCAUUUUUCUACAUGACCCUGAGCAUGACGGGAUGUUAAUUGCUUAAUAAACUCAGGAACCACACCCGUGUGGAAGCGCCUGCUUUCGAUAUACUUUGUGUCCCUCAUUUACACGCGUGUUUCCUUUAUUUUGGGAGUUACCUGUAUGUGGGACACAAUGUCUGACCCCAGUUUUCCAAUUGCCUUUCUGCUCCCCAGGUCAUCACUUAGUUCAUCCUGUUGUGUAGUUCAUCCCUGGCCAUUAGAAAUCAUACUAUGAUGCGUCCAUUAAGGCUGAGGUGGUAACGAAAGGUCAGAGGUCACUAAGCAGGUCACUGGGCAUGCUCUGUGAUGAUUGACGUGUGUGUGUUUUUUGCUGUUACCAUCAACAACAACCCCAAAUGCUCCCCCAAUGUGUUCCAACAAUAGCCAAACCCUUACUGUCCUAGUCAUUGGCACUAGAUUCCGCAAAACCGAGUUCACACAAAAACACACACAUUUGUUUGUGUUUAACACGUUACAGGGGUCUGAGAGCAGUCAGAGGGUAUCAGACACACAUGAGAGUGAUUAGUAAUUUAGAGGAAUCCAUGACUGUUCCCUCCAUGCUGCAUCCCCCGCGGGAUAGAGAGCGAGAUUAGGGAGAAAGAGAGGAUGAGAGUGCAUAGGCUGUCAAUGGGCCUUUUCUCGGCACAAGCUCACUCGGGGGGUGGGUUCUGCUCUAUAUUUCUACAUUUGUACUCUGAGCUUAUUUACAAAUACUGUAGUUUUCCUUCCACCACACACACACACACACACACUAGUCGAUAUGCAAACAAGAGUUCUCAGAUACUUUUCCGUUCCUCUGCUGUUUGACUUUUCUCCCUUUACUUUCUCUUGGUGAUUGCGAUCAUACUUACAGCACAGCUACAAACAGAACCAUCUAAUCAGUGGAAACGUUACUAAUUAAAUAUUUAUUGAUUUAACGAAUGCUAUCUUCAAGGUCUUACCUGGAUCAGGUCUUACCUGGAUUCAGAGUUGUUCUCACUGUUAACUCUGCAACAAACAACAAAAAUGUGCAUUCUUUUUCCGUUUUUUACAUUUAUUUUCUUUCUCUCCAUAUACACUAUUUUGCAGUGGCUUGCUUUUCUUUCAUUUGCUACAUACUGCAAUGAUUACAAUGCUGUAAAAAAAUGUUGUGUAGAAUUAACAUUGAAUUAAAAAUAAAAUUGUUUUAUACUGUA